Messenger RNA from Penicillium pulvis, 1206 nucleotides. RefSeq names its product nucleoporin NUP49/NSP49. Bases 1 to 1206 code for a protein of 401 amino acids. Lineage: Eukaryota; Fungi; Ascomycota; Eurotiomycetes; Eurotiales; Aspergillaceae. The record is from RefSeq and is a predicted model, not a curated record. The transcript has 2 exons. Gene Ontology annotation, cellular component: nuclear pore. Gene Ontology annotation, molecular function: structural constituent of nuclear pore. Gene Ontology annotation, biological process: nucleocytoplasmic transport.
AUGUUCUCAGGCCUAGGCCAAACGCAGACUGGCGCGACUGGCGGUAGCAUGUUCGGAGGAGCACCUACAACCACAACUACUCAAGCACAGCCAUCCAGCUUGUUUGGUGGAGGAGCCACGGCAGGCACUGGUACCAGCACUACCCAAGCAGGGACAGGUAGCUUGUUCGGCGGUGGAUUGGGAGCUACUUCUACGGCCCAGACUCAGCAGAAACCUGCGUUGGGUCUCGGUGGUCUCGGCGGUGGCUUGGGCGCAACUACAGGCGGUGCCUUCGGCAACACUCAAAACACCCAACAGCAAUCCCAACAACCUCAAAAGCCAAGUCUUGGGCUAUUCGCCAACACCACCACUACACAACAACCGCUGCAGCAAAGUACCGCCACAGGGAACGUAGUUCCGGGCGUGAAGGUCGAUCUCACCAACCUCCUCCCCACCACCAAGUACGAGAGCUGCGCCGAUGAGCUUCGCCGCGAGAUUGAGAAUAUCGACAACGCCAUUCUCGAACAAAUUCGGAUGUGCAAUGAGGUUGCCGACAUACUCCCUACCAUCGAACAGCAGGGCUCUACCAUUCCCAACGACGUGGAGUUCGUGCAGGGCAAGCUAGAUACCAUUCAACAUGCUCUUGAGAAUGACGCCAGCGAUAUUGACCAACUCCGAGGACUCGUCACCCGUGAUGCGGCCGAAGCUCAGGUUGCUUUCCGUGCGAUCGACACCCUGAAACUGCCCAUGCAAUAUCAGUCCUCAGGAGGCGGCGGCUGGUGGUCAGUGCAUGAUCAAAAGGUUCCAGACCGCGGGUCAUUGCGAUCAACUCGAAAGAAUACUUUGGCGCUCCCUGAUGACGUGGAAGUCGAUCCAUCCACUGCUAAUACCGUAAACGGUGUGCCCGUGAACCUGGUGGAUUACUUCUCCCAGCGCUCUGACGAGAUGGGUACUGUCCUCGGUCGCUACAAGGGCAACCUGAAGGAGAUCGAAGACCACUUACACGGAGUGGAAGUCAAUUUGAACCGCCAGAUCCACGACUUCGUCAGCUCCAGGUCUCGUGAUGGAUCUGGUGCCGGGACCCCGAAGUCCGCGGUCAAUGACCUGGCGGCUGUCCUGGGUGAUGUUGAAGCUGGAAUUAUGGGUGUUGCUGCUCGACUAGGCGGUGUUACCGAGCAGGUUCAGGAGGUGAGCCUAGGUCCAUUAGGUCUGGGUGACCGAAUGUGA